Molecule: messenger RNA, 5327 nt
Organism: Solea solea (common sole)
Lineage: Eukaryota; Metazoa; Chordata; Actinopteri; Pleuronectiformes; Soleidae
Product: AP-4 complex accessory subunit RUSC2
Exons: 10
Coding region: 217-3921 (1234 amino acids)
Cellular component (GO): cytoplasmic vesicle
Source: RefSeq, a predicted model, not a curated record
GCAUGAGGAGGACGCUGUUAUCGCCGGGACCGGGACAGACACCGGGUGCCGCUGCCUCUCUGGUCCUCUGAGCCGGACCGGGCUCGUGCCAGAUCCUCGUUGUAAGCUACUAGAGUAGAGUUAUGGGAUUUUAGCUCCGUGACCCACAUCUGACGUCAAAGGAUGUACAUAUAGGAGUGUGGAGACAGUUUCCAUGGUCCAGUCUCAUCCAGCAAAAUGAUUGGCUCGUCCAGUCUCUCAGGGGACACCUUGAUCGCGUGUCACUUCCCCGUGGUCCAGCUUCCCACCUGGCAACUUCCCGUCCAGGCUUUGUGCGGCUCGGCCAAACGGUCCGGCCGCCUCUGCACAGCAGGCCUGACCAGAGCUGUGUCUCUACCGGAGCAAGACUCCGUCAACCGAGAGCAGGCCUUCUCUGGGGGUCGGAGACCUUUCUCCAGCAGCUACGGCAGUCUCAAUGAGGAGCGGACGGAGGAGGAGGGCACCAGUGACAGCAGCGGGAGAUACGACUCCACCUCCUCACCGGAGGAGACGAGUUCCGAUCAAAAGAAAGAAAACUCCGAGGCUCGAGGCAGUGUGCGGUCACACAACUCAUUCCUUCCGAGCACAGAGUUAGAUGAGGAAGAGGAAGACAGUGAUGGUGAUAAUCUGCACAGAUAUCGUGAAGACUCGUCUUUUGUAUUGCAUGGAAACUCAAAUUGGCCUCUGAGUGAUGGUGCCAGGAGUUACACAACCCCCCGAGGAGACCUGGAUAGUGAAUGUGGCUAUGAUGGGACUAAGAGCGAUCAAGACUGGCUCUCUAACCCUAACCCUUACCAGCUGAUGGACUCGCCGCACACUGAUUAUGGAGAGCAGGACUCGGACAGACUGAAGGACAACAGCCCUCACGGUUGUUCUCAAGCGUUGUUGUCCAACACAGAGGACAUCAGCGACUCUUCCUGUAACAGUUCUGACGGCGUCUUGGUGAACUUCUGCGCGAUGUACAACAGGAGCAACAACCCCGUCACACCUCACGACCUCAGCAGCCCUGCACUUCACCCCUCUCGGUCCUGUGAGGGAUCUGUGUUCCUCAACCUCCAGCCUGUGCGGCUGACUCCCACUGAGGACGUCCAGCAACAUGACGUGACUGUGAGCUCUCCCCAGGAAGAGCUUGUCGAUGUGACACCCUCUGCUUCAUGCUGGUCUCCACAAGGCCUCGACUCUAACUGCAACCUGUACUCUCUAGAGGCGAUACCCCCGGGUCUUUCCUCUCUGGAGGUGUCCGACCUGACUGCCUGUCUCCAAACCCAGACCGCAAUUGCCAUGGAGACCAGCCAGAAGUACUACAAACUUGUGACUUGUGACCUUUCCUCCCAGUCACCCAGCCCGGCCUGGUCCAGUCUCACUAGUUUCCCCGAAGGUCCGAGCAGAGGAAGCCACAUCCCUCUCUCUGAGCACGUCUUAAAUCAUAACAACAAAGAAGUAAGGAAGGAUAAAGUUGAUGGACUAAAAGAAAAGCUGUUCUCCUCACCACAGUGCGGCUCUGGGUUGGACAGCUUCCUGUUUCAGACUCACGAUGACCAGGUUGCCACCACUUCCACUGACCAAGCCCUCUGCAGGAAGAAGUGUACAGCAGUGUACAGCAGUAACUGCCAAGACAUGUGUGCUGUGUCCACACAGCCAUCUGUGAGUUCAAACCAGGAGCGCUCCACUACUGAUUCUACUGACAAAGGUACAUGUUCAUUGGAAAAUGGAGUGGUGCGCUACAGUAAGGCCCAGAGGCCAACCUCGCUGCCCAUUCAGCCCUUUGUCCUUAGUCCUGCAGUCAAAUCCCAGUCCCAGACUCAGCACCUGGGCUGUCUCCUGGAGCAGUACAUCAACCAAAAGGGCAGCAAGUCUAAAAGCUUCCGGCCUGGCUUUAAUGGCAAGAGCAAAACAAGUCUGUGCUUUUCUAAUCUUCAGCCGUCGCCCAUGGGCAGCUAUUGCCCCAUCCUCCUGGAAGCUCCUUCAAGCACUGACACCUGCUCCACCUGCACGCCAAGCCCAGAGUGCUUCAGCCGCAGACGCACAUGGUGCCAGUUCACGAGAAGCCAAGAGCGCCUGAGUCUGUGUACUUCAAAAAGCAGCCUGGAUUCGUCUCACUGCAGCCCGAACCCUCGACCCGUUCAAGUGCAGGAUAGUAGAAACCCGGGCAAAACUCAGAGCAACUAUUUAUUCAAUUUGCCCUCAGACAUAAAUCAGUCGAACCUUGUCAAAAUUCCGACCUACCAGAACCUGAUCAACCUCUCGCCGGAGCAGAGCAGUCAUAAACCUCACACUCUCCGUGAUUUCCACAGUCACAUCUCCUACCAUUCAAUAUUUUCUCACCCACCGCCCAUUUUACCCGUAACGACUGAUUUGCAUCGCCAAGACCCGCACGUUUACUCAUCUCCUCCCACGUUCUCACCAUCGGAAGAAGAAGAAAGAUUCCCGCAGCACGGAGCUGCACCUGCAGUCAAUGCCGGCUGCUUUCACAGUAGCGUUGCAGCUGCCCUCUCCUCAGUCGCUCCCCUCUCCUCUCUGAGCUCCCUGCUCUCUCUGGCUGCCUCCGGGCUCCAUGUGCAGGGGAUCCAGGACUCGGUCGGGCCCUGUGGGAAACACAGCCCGAGUCAGCAAAAUGAAGCGCUGAUGCCGGGUGACAGGCCUCCUACAGAGUUCUGCCUCUCGCCCGACACGUCAUACGAGUCCCUAUCUAUCAGCCAUCUUCAGAGGAGAGGUCUGCUCAGGUCUGUGAGCAGGGCAGUGGAUUUGAUCAUGGCUCAUUUUGGCAGCAGCAGAGAUCCGGAAGAAAAGAUGCGUCUUGGUAACAGCUCCUGCAGUCCCACAAUUGCAGGUCUGGUCCUGAAACAUUUGUGUCCAACAAUCCAAAGAAUUCUGGAAGACGGACUCAAGGAUCACAACCUGGAUCUCAUUAUUGGACAGCGUCGCAACCACUGCUGGACUGUGGUGGAAGUCUCCACGAGGAUCACUACUUGUUCCUCCACUAAAGUUCUCCACAGCUUGGUCUUAAAAAUCCAACAGUGUCCUCAUCUCACCAGCCACUGUAUGAGACUCAGAGCCUUCUUAAUAGGCUUGCUUAACCUACGAGGCCUGGAAUUCUGGCUCAGUCUCCUUCACAGUCAAAAAAAUGUGGUGACAACAUACUAUCAUUCUUGGGGGUUCCUGUCAAUGUCACUGGGACGGUGUCAGCCCUUGUUUCAGGAGCUGCUGCUCCUACUGCAGCCUCUCUCUAUGUUACCCUUUGACCUCAACUUGCUCCUGGAGCCCAGACUGUUGUGUAACAGACAGCUGUUCUCUGAAGAGCCGAGAGUGUCUCCUCCUGAGCCAUGCUCAGCCUUCCUGGUGACCAGCUGGCCACAAUUACGAGUGGGUAGAAAGAUGGAGCGUUUCCCCGACAGUCAGCAAACCGCUUCACACCAGAAUGGUCUGCGUUGCAAAGACUCGCUCAGUCCUCUGGAUUCAAGUUGCACCAGUCGGCACAGUGGAGGGUUGCAGGAUAACAGGAGUCCGUGGUUAGCUUCGGUUCCAGAGUGCUGGCAGAAAGAGCCUGACCUCAUGGAUGGUGUGGCUGAAGGAGAAGACUGUAGUCAGGUUUGUACCGAUAGCUGGUCUCAAAUAAGUAUGAGCACUGGAAAGGAAGAGACGGGGAGCGAUAAAGACAGUGGGAGCCCGCAUGUGUCCACUUGUGUCCAGGUGGACAGCCCAUGUCAGAGAGGGCCACGUUGGGCCAAACUGUUCGGAGCAGCUGUUACGGCCACCAGAGCAGAGACAGUUUCUCAGAGUUUUGUUGGAGCAAAAACUAGAAGGCGACCAUCUGAGUGGCUUCAUUUGGACAGAUCUCAUCUUGGACUCUUGGCUCAGUCCAUAAAGGCGAUGAAGCUGGUAGGAUCACCGAAAAACUAUUGAGGAAUACGCCCUGCAUAGAUGGCGUAGAGCCUAGUUACUGUUAUAACAAAACAGGUUUAAAUGCAUGAUAAUACAAAAUGCAGCUGACCCGACGAGAAAGCACAGAAAAUAUCAAAUGUACACAGUCAUCAAGCAUUAAUUACACUAUUCUUACUAUUCUUAAAUCCAUUCUCAACUAUAUCAGAUGGUUUGAGAACCAAACACAAAUCAGGUUUCACCAUUAAAACUUCAGAUUAUGUGUCUUAACUUGAGUAAAAACAUGAAUAAUAUAGUAUUAACAUAUUUAUAAUUCCAGAUUAAUGGCCAAAAAUAUAUUUGUAAAGUAUAUUAAACUAUAUACGUAGGCUUACUCUGUACUUUGAGGUUAUUGUCGUUGAUGAAAACCAGUUAUUUCUGUGAAAUGUAGCUCAAAAUAUUCACUGUUCAUAUUUAUGUGGACAGUUUCAACAUGACGUGUUUUAGUCUUACAUCUAAACAUUUCUACGUAUUUAGUUUAACCUUUAGUUAAAAGGUUAAAGGGUUAACGUUUAGUGACGGCUAGUAUGAGCUAGUUUGUGUGGUGCGGCCUUUUAAUUCAUUCAGUGAAGUGUAAACCGUAACCGUCAUAAAUCAUCUUAUCUCGGCUUACUUUGAACUUUCAAAACAGCCAGUGCAGCCAGUUCUAGUUCAGAUAAUGCAUGUCUCAAUUGUUUUAUUUUGUUAUUCUGCUCAUAUUAGUUGUGAAUUCAAGCUUUGUGAAAAUGAACAGAUGUCCGAUUCUCUCCAGGAAUAACUGCAAGAUCCCUGUCCCUUCUGUUACUCUCCUUUUUAUUUCUUUCUCUCCUUCAACCAUGAAAUGUGAAUAACGGCCUGCUGUAGACUACUGGACAUUUCUCAUAUGUUAGUUUCCUUCCUUUAUCAUUAGGUGAGAUAAAAAAAAAGAGUCAAGAAAUGCACUGUUAUUGUUGUCUCCUGUAGUGUCAGUGAUGUUUCUAUUGCCACCACAAAUUCCCUGCAUGGAAUUUCUCCUCAUGCAUGAGUUGACAAAGAUGCAGUAGGCUGCAAUUAUCCUUCAGACCUUUUAACUGCCUGUUUAUGUGGGUUUUUUUUUUAUCCAUAGAGAAAGUUUCUGGAAUUUGUUUUGUCCCUGGUACUACUGGAAUCUUAACUGUAUAGCAGAGUCAGUAUGUAAGAGUUGUUGAGUUGCACAAAUAUGAGCCACCUUGUGGCUGUUUCAGGUAUUAAAAAUGUGUGUGAGGUAUAUUUUGAUAGAUGCAGAAGCAGAGUGACUGAAUAGAUGGAUACUUUUUAAUGUGCUGCAAUAAUGUGAAAUGAUACCACCCAGUAUUUUUCUUCUUAGUAUCUGAAUGCUUCCUCUGAUGCCCAGCGACAAUCAAAACUCUGUCAAUAAAGACGUAACAUAUUUA